AUGUGCCGUGCUAUCCCUCGAGAAUCCAUUACCCCCAUCACGGUGUCUGCCAUUAUCAACGGCAAGGCCGUUGAAGCAGCAGGAGCCUCCGCCGUACCCAUCAAGAAGCGAGUCAGCUUUCACGAGACGGUGGAUGUCUAUGUGAUUGAACGAUUGGACGCCUUUGCCGUACGAGAAAUGUUCUACCAUCCAUCCGACUACCACCGCUUUCGUUCGGAAUGUUGUCUGGAGAAGCUGGAAGCAAGAUCCAAGCAAGAUCCUCUCGUUGGGUUCUUUCAAUCCAUCGUCAGCUCCAUUGGUGUGUCUUGCCGCAUGCAACAACGUAAUAUCAUGAUCCAACGAAGACGACAACAACAACAAAGCUGCAGCACUGCCAGGGUACAAGCAGCAAUGCGACAGGUAUCACCGGAAUCAAUUGUACGAGAACUUGCCUUUGUGCUCUAA
This is a messenger RNA of Seminavis robusta, 444 nucleotides long. NCBI's taxonomy places the organism in Eukaryota, Bacillariophyta, Bacillariophyceae, Naviculales, Naviculaceae. The record is from the annotation of a GenBank genome assembly.